AUGCGUCGUACGUACAUACGGCCAACUUCUUACGGCGAUGAAUGUCUGGAGCGUCGUAUACAACCUUUUUUGCUUUUUCUCAUGUCUUUCAUCUUACUUUGAACGCCUUGAUAACGCCGCUCCUUUUCCCACGAUCCGUACGCACACUCUUUUUCUACUUCGCCGGGCUGUGAGAAGUUUCAAUUUUACGAUAUCGGUGGCGGUGAACUUUUGAGAGCAAGUGUCAUAAAAGAAAAUGAGAAAGUUUCUGUUUUACGGUUGAGUCAACAUUUUAGUUUUAAAAACAGCAAAGGAUCUUUCAACUUAGAGUUUGUUAACUUCAUGAAUCAAAAAAAGACUUCAAAUGUAAAACUUUCCAUGUUCUGAAUGAGGAUUUUUAGAACUAAUUUUUUAUAAAUGUUUUCAAUAUGGAUAAUAUGUAGACAGAACUUUCAUCUGAUAUUAAAAAUAAUAUUUCGGUUGAUAAAAAAAUGGAACCUUGAAGAUCUGACAGUGUUUUUGGGUUAAAGUGUAUAUCAUUCAGAUGAGAUAAUUGAUAAAUAAUAAAAUAAGUUUUUUUUGAGUGAUCGAAAAACAUUUCAAAUGUUAAUAUGGAUAGCCAUGUUGUUACACUGAGUUCAGACCACGUUCGACAUUCAAUCAUAUCCGAGUUUUCGAGCCAUUAGAUAGUGUAAAAUCCUUUGCUCGGAAGAGAGCCAGAUAGAAAAAUCUUUUCUAGAAAAGGAACCUUCCUCAAUUUCAAUCUUAAAAGUUUCAAUCCGAGUUCUGAAAACAUCUCACGAGUCAAACGUUCUUGGAUCGUAUCGUUUUUGCAUUUUCUUUCAAGGCGUUCCGACAGCUCCAGGCUCCGCCUCUUCUGCCCUCCUUGCCGUGGUGGGCGUCAUUCCUCCUAUCCUUUCCGCCAUCUUCCAACUUCUUCCGUCUGUCGGCAGGCGAUUUUUCACAAUCAACUCAACCCAUGCAUAUUCAGGCGUAGAGUGGACUCAAGCUUUUUCUCUAGAGGCUUUCCUGCAGAGGCAGUGCAAGUGUUAAAAACUUCUUAGAGCCAGACAAGAUUGAAAAAAAAGAAAAUAACUGCUUUUACACAUAUGUCUCGAAGAAAUUGUUGGAAUUUUGAUUACCUCGCUUUAUUUUUUACUCAUUAUAGCAAUUUUUUGAAGAACGAUUUCAAAAAUCUGAGCUGGUAAGGAAGCUUGAAAUUGAAGUUUUUAACUUACACUGAAAAAAACAGAAAUUGCCUACUUCGUUUGGAAAACUUUCAUUCGUCUAGUCUUGGGUUUUUCGAGACAAACCUGAAUUUUCUUUCGUGUUAUGUUUUUUUUUUCUGAACAUUAGAACGUUUUUUUGAAGUCUUUUCAAAAAUAAAAGCUCUUCGAUUGCUUUUCCGAACGAUUUCAAAGUUUUUACAAAGUUGAGAUACAAUAAAGUGACCGGAAGCUGUCCAAUGCAUUUAUUUAUUUUCGAAGCAUUGUCCUGCCAGCUUCUAAACCUUCUCGUUGUCUCAGGCGCUAGCCAGCGUUACAAGGACCAACGCAAACAUUCUUCCCGAACGGAAGAAACACUUGUUUUCUUCGUUGCUUCCGGCGACUUCAUUUUUUUUUCGGAAUAUUCAUUUCAUAGUCUUGUUUUCAUUAAUCUCCGUCACUUUUCUUAACAUCACUAAAGCCUGAGUUUUCGUCUUCUGUCAUGUUUUUUUUUAAUCUUACGGUCAGAUAAAUUAUAUGAGUACGCAGGGAAAUGAAGGAAUUGAAAAAUAUUCUAGCGUUUUGCGUAAAUUUUCCUUUUUUUUGAAUUUCCGCAGAAUGUCCCAAAUAACAGCCUUUACAAGAUAUGGUAGUUUUAAAAAAAUUCAAAUUUUCAUUAAAAUUUUUUUUAUCAAAAACACGCUGUGUUGUUUCUUUUUCUACGGUAUUUUACCGUAGGUAUUCUUCAUGAGAAAGGGGAAAGUGACUUAUCAGAAUUGUGCCGUUGCGUGAAGAGCCUUCAAUUGUUAUUCUGACUUCAAACUCAUAAAACAAAAAAUAGUUGCCUGAUGAAAUUUUCUUCGUCCUUGAGAGAACGCCUACCGAAACAGCUUAGAGAUGAUUGGCUAAUAGCAUUAAUGCAACGGCGCUUGUGUAUUCACAACUCAAUUAGAUUUCCGAUGAAGGAACGCUUUCUCAAAUGCCCAAUUGGAUAUUGAGAAAUGUAUAUAAUCAUUUAUUUGUUUCAAUUCGAGAUCUAUCCUAUCUGUUUUUGCAAAAUUGUCUUUUCUUCCGUAUUUUUGCAUGUUUUCGCUGUGGAAAAAAACGUGGACAGGCGUGAUUCACCGAUUCGCGCUGCAUCAUAUCUGUUAAGACGUCGCGUUUGGCUCACGUUGAAAAAAAACAGUUUUUUUUCUUCACUUUUUCGAAGUUCCGCGCCAUUUUACUAAAAUAUGUGAAGCUAAGCAUUUGGUUUAGUUCGUUUUUUUUUGGAUUCGAAUUUCUUUCACUAGUUCAAUUUUUUUCUUCAGUUUCACUCUAUUUCCAGUUUGUUCUCAUAUUUUUUACUACUCAAGUUAUAUCUUUAUAUCUCUAAACAUUAUAUUAUAAACACUUUUUUUCCCACAUGAAUCAUUUCUGAUCAUAACAAACUUCAUAAACAAAUCGUUUAGUGAGUCAUCAAAAAUCGGAACAUUUUAGAAAUCCUCUCUCAUCGCUGCACGUCUAGUGAUCCCGAAAUUUUCGAAAUUUUGGUUUAGAGAACUUUUCCCGUCGAACAACGCAGUCGACGGGAUGCUGGCUCUCGGCUUGAUCAAAAGGAUGUCCGACGACAGCAGCGACAGUCCUUCGCGAACUUCCGAAAACGUUCAACUCCUGCUCAUCAGGCACGACCCUUUUGAUUUUUUUGUUUAUUUGUGAAUGUUGUGUUGAGAAUUGCGCUACGAAAUUUUUUUUUCAGUCUUUAAAUUCUUUUUAAUUUUUGAAAAAUUUAGAUGCGAUGCAUUGACACAGAAGCUUUUCCAAGGUGUCCUGUGCUGAAUUCACUUUAGCCAAGUAAUAACACAAAAUCGAAUGACACAUAAAAUCUUCAAAAAAGCUAUUUUAAAGCGUAUCCGACCCAAUGCGCCUUGGGUGCCAACGCCUAGAAUCGCUUCGAGAAAAUAACAAUAUUCACUAUCGGCUUUAUGAUUUACAAGGCGUUUCAAAACGCAUCAAAUGGCGAGACCAACUUUCUAUAAUUCAGGAAAAAAGCUGAAAAACAAAUCGGACCUCAUCGAUCGGAAUUUCUCAGCACCCUCAUUUGUAUCGUAUUGGCUCUAGUACUGAUGAUUGUCUUCUUAUUCCUUGCAAUUGCUUUCUACCAUGUCAAGCACAUAUAUCCCAACUGCGAUGGAGAAGAUAUCAACCCAUAUGAUUUGCUGGUUCAGGAGCAGCCGAAAGAGGUUCUUUUUAUUGAAAGACUGGAGCAUAAAGUUUGGGUUUUACAGUUGGAGGCGACUUCAAUGUAUUUGAAAGACCGAUUUCUAGGUUAUCGUAUAGUGGAGAGCAUUAACUUUCUGGCCAAUGGCUCUCACAUUGCUGGAAGCAAAGAAUCCGCUCACCUAAUGCAUUAUUUGGCCAAUGAGGUGUAGCUUUUGUGUCUUUUCAUCAUGAAUUUUUUUUUCAUAGUAUUCGUCUCUUGGAUACUCUGUCAAAAUAUACAACUAUACGGUGCUUCUGAAUUAUCCUCAAGUGAACAGUCCAAACACCAUUCACGUUGAUAAUGGAAAUGAGUCUUGGAAACUGCUCAGCACUGGCAGAGGAACCCCCUUAGGACCAGAAGAUGCGAAAAAAGAGGUUUUCCGUCAGAAAAUUUUCUUCAUUUGUUUUUUCUCUGAAUUCCAGCAAGAAGACGCCCGUUCUCAACACUGGUGGAACGCUUACUCGGCCAAUGGAACGGCCGACGCACAAAUUGUUUAUUGCAAUUACGGAAUGAAAAACGAUUUCGAACAGCUCCUUCAGGUGCAAUACUCCUCAAGAAGGCCUAAUUCAACUGGAAUUUCAGAUGGGAAUCGAGCUGCGAGGUCGGAUCGCAUUGAUGCGUUAUGGGGGCAUCAGACGCUCGGAAAAAGUGAGGCUGGCACAGUCGCGAGGGCUCGUCGCAGUCAUCCUGUUCAGUGAUCCCAUUCACUACACUUCUGCUGCUGACAAAUCGAAUGUACGGCUUUGCAGAGAUUUUUCAGAAGCGACUGGAUAAUAGUGAACUUUCAUGAUACCUUGUCGAUUUUAAUUUGAAAUGCUGCCAUUUUCCAGGAAAUGCGUAGAAAAAUUCGAUUCCAAACCGAAAAGUUCUUGGCAUUAUUCUCGCAAGCUCAUAAAUCACGACUUGACUUUUUAAAAAAAUCGGAAUUGCUCUAGAUGCUUUUAAGAGGCCUCGCGUCUUUGCGGAUUUCCCCCGCAGCGUUUCAGACACAUUUGAAAAGUUUUCAAUCGAUGUCAUGAUCUCAUAAGUUUCCCCGCUUUUUGUUUCAUCAUUCGAAUUUGAAAGAUCGAUCAAUCUUUUGAACAAUGGAAUCUUAGAAUCUAUAAACCUCUCAGAAAAAAAUUUAAAAAAAAAUUUCUUUGCGCUCUUGAAGUUUCCUGGACCAACUAAAAUAUAUAAAAAAAUUUUUUUGAUUUGAAAAUUAUAAAAAAACAAUUAAUUUAAUUUUGAAACCAGCACAAAAAAACAAUUUAUCCGUAAGUUACUGCGAAAUCGAAGAAUUAUCGUUUCUGCUCUCGAACUUGUUUUGAAAAAAAUUUCUGAUGUGAAGCGAAAACCGUGCCCAAGUCUGAUACAAUGUGUUUCAUGUUAGAACUUUUCAUACUCGAUCUUAAAAAAAACGAGAAAUACUGUCGUUGACUGGGCUAUCGUCUCAGAUUUAUUCUCGUCGUUGAAGGUGUUUCCGGAAAGCACUUACCUUCCUGGCGACGACGCGCAGCGAGGAUCCGUUCUGGCCACACAUGGCGAUCCUCUGACUCCUCUCUUGCCUUCACUCCAUUACGUCCAUCGGGAAGAAAACGAAGAAUCCGCCAGGCUUAAGGGUUUGUAAUUGGAUACAGUUGGCAAAAAAAGAGUCGGGAAAUUUCUUUCAGGAGUUCUCCCGAACAUUUUAGUGACGCCCAUAGGCUACAAUGAUGCGAAAAAAAUUAUGGACCUUCUGGAUGGAGAACCUGUUCCGGUAUGUUUAAAGAAUGGGAAAAUUAUGAUGUUCAAAAAUAAAAUCAAACUUGUUUUAAACAUUCUCACCAUCAGCAAAUUUGAAGGAUUACCACUAUAAAAAUAUUUUCAGAGUUUCGAAUGGAAAGGAGGACUUUCAUCCGUCUACCGCGUAACUGGAGAAAAGAAGUUCCGAGUUACUGUACAUUCGAAGUUCGUGCACAGAGUCAUCAGCAACGUCGUUGCCAUGAUGCCAGGAAGCAAAGAACCAAAUCAUUGGGUUAUGGUCGGAAACCAUGUCGACUCUUGGGUCAAUGUCAGAAAGGCGCAACUUCUUUUUCGCAAUCUGUCGAUUUCAGGGUGCGAUUGAUCCCAUCUCUGGAACAGCAACUCAGCUUGAAAUGGCAAGAGUAGCGGCUGACGUAUGUUUCAUUUUCUGAAAGCGAAAAAAUAGACUUUCGCGCUUUCGUAUGUAUGCAGUAGAUGAAAUUCGAUUAUAUCGCUGUGCGGAAAUAAAAGACAGCCAUAGAUGUGCCAAGGAUUUUUUUUAAAAGUAACAAAUCAUUCAAUUUAAAAAAUUUAAGUACAAAAGCUGAAGGAUUUUUGUGUUAGGUUACCUUUUUUUGAUUUUUCCGAGUAUUUUCUGUACAUAAUUAGAGUUUCAGGUCUUCCAAAGAGAACGGCCAAGACGCACGAUUGUUUUCUGCCACUGGGACGCCGAAGAAUUCGGACUGAUCGGAUCUACCGAAUGGGUCGAAGAAAUGCAACACGUGCUUGGUCGAAAGUAGGUCAUAUAUAGAUGAAUCAUUUCAAAACGGGACAAAAUGGAAGAUAUUCAAUAAAAACGAGAAAAGUUCAAAAAAAAAAAAAUAUGUUUACUGGAAGGCUUCGUUUGGAUUUUGAAAAAAAAGAUCGACGUAACAAAACGUUUUCUCGUUGCGCUGAAGUCGUGAAAAACUUUCCUAAAGGAAAAAAUUUUGUGCGUUGCAUUUUUCUUUGAAAAAUGAAGUUGCAAAUCAAUCAAAAAGCGGAUGAUAAGCUAUACACGGCUGGCAGUUGCAUGUCCAUAAACUUUUAUCCAUAAUGGAAAAAAGGGAAAAACUUGACUAAACUGGUUUUUUCGAGGUUUAUAGAAAAAGAAGAGUUUUAGGAUUUCCGCUUUUUUGAAUAUUAUAAGGAGAGGGUAUCCUAAACAGCUUCAAAAAAUGAUAGCGACAUUCAGAGCGGUAGCAUACAUUAACGUCGACCACAUAGCUGGAAACAUUGCGCCGGAUGUGAAAGCAGUGCCACUUCUCUACCGAACAAUCAUUGAGGCCUCAAAAAAAGUUUCCGACCUAAUAAUUUUGUGACAUUAAAAAUAUUUUUUUCAGAAUUCGAAACUAUAACAUAAAAAAGAGAGAAAUAAGCAGCGACAGUAUUUGUUUGACUCUUGGCGGCAUUAUCGUGGAAAGGUAGGCUUCUUAUUACUUUUUGAGCAAUAAGAUUUGCAAAAAAACUGAGCUUCCACAAAAAUGGGUAGCUUGAGCGAUUCCGAGCAGUUUAAUUCUAGGAUUAAAAAUCAAACAAAUGUGUUACUAAAGGUCAUAGAUGUACUACCAAUGUUUAAUGGAAGCGCAAAAAACGUCUAGAAACUUUUUUCAUUGAAAUUUCUACUCAGUGUUAGUUCAGAAGCAGAAGUUACCUUCCAGAUCAAACUGAAAUAGCCACUAAGUUUGAUUUGAAAAAUAAGCAAAGGGCGUAUUUAUGAUCCCUGAAGAUUCUUUUUGUUACAAGCACAAUUCGCCAUCUCUUCGAAACUAUUAUCUUUCUAACAUUCUCUUUUCCAUUCUUUGAGGAGGUAAACAAGGAAAGGCGUUAAAGGAAAAAGAGGUUGCAGAUAAUAAAGGCAGUUUCCAUUCAUACUGAAAAGAUUAUACUGGUAUUCAAAAUUAUAACGCAUUUCAUUUCUUUUUGAGCUCAUUGGUCUUCACCAAAGUUGAUUUCAUCAGAAAAAAUCGUUACUAGAACUAUUUUUAACUUUCAAAUGUUUUGAACUUUGAUUUUUGGUCCUACUCUUACAUUAUAUCCAGGGACAGUUCCUGAGCGACCGAGAAGUACCGCACAUCGGACUUCCAACGGCUGGGUCCGACUACCACCGUUUCAUUUCUUUUUCUGGAAUACCAGCGGCCGACUUGAAGCUGGAGGGCACGCCAGGGCUUUCUUAUCCUCUGUAUCAUACAAUGUCAGUGAAAAUCAAUAUGCUAACCGAACACUUGUUGAAAUCAGGUAUGAAACGCCAUGGUUAAUCAAUAACCUUGUUAUUGAACCUUUUAAUUCAUUCGUCGCGAUGGGUCGAUUUUGGAUGGAAAUAAUCCAUCGACUCGCCAAUUAUAUGGUUUUUCUAGUUUUUUGUUCUUCUGGGAGUAGACUCUACUGUUCAGAUUAUCCCUUUCAAUGUCGUCGAUUACGCCAACUUUCUCAGUGCUUUGAUUCCUCGGGUUUGUGAAGAAGAACAAAGUGAAGUUAGAAAAAUAUUCAGGUUGAAACUAACCUUUCUCAUCUGAACAUAUCUUCACACGUUCCUUCAUACUUGGACAAGAUUCUUUCACUGAAAGACUCUCUCAGACGGUUUGGCAACGCCGCCAGACGAUUCCAAGAAAUUACGGAUGUAAGUUCUAUUGUUUUCAUUGCGUUUGGCGGAUAUGUGAAUGCAAACCGUGAGAGCGAAAAAAGCGUGUGUUAGGAGCUCAACCUUUUACUUUUUGGGGCACAGAUAUUAUUUAAAACGGCCUUGAAAAAAUGCAAACCAUGAGAACGAAAUAAAAAAGUAUAAACUUAUGAUCAAAGAAGCCGUCAAAAAGCGUGUGAAAAAGCAGUUCGCAGUUACGGAUGUGAAAAAAAGACUUUUCAAAAAGGACAAAUAUGAAAAAGUUUUUGAAGAAUCACUAUACAAUAUUGAGAAACUGGGUGGAAAAGAAAGCCAGAAAACGAUGAGGAAAAAAAUAAACGGAAAAGUUUUAUAGGUAUAGUAAAAAUUGAUUAAAAUACUCAUUUUUGUAAGGAGAAUUUUUCAGGGCUUGGCAUCGGGAGAAAAGAAAGUCAGACUGUCGGAAGUAACACUGUUGAACGAUCGCCUGCAGGCGCUCGAAAGCUGCUUCUUGGACCCGACCCGCAGCCACAGCCUCGACCGUCACAUCGUCUUCUCGCAGUCGAAAUUUUCGCCGCAGGUCACCUUACUAGCCGGGAUCCAGGACGCGGCUCAUCAGAUCUCCUUGUCGCCCACUCUCGAGAACGUCCAUCGACUCUCUCUGGAGUUUUCCAAAUUCCAGUUUGCUAUCGAAAGUGCCAUACACACUCUCACCGUGUGAAGCCAUCAUCAAGUCCGUGGUUGGCGCAUCUGACGCAGUAAUCGACGAAUACUCUCAUUCUCUUUUAAACGUUCUGUUCCUUUAUUAUCCUCCUUCUCACACUAUCAUUUUUGUGAAUUUACGAAAAAUUGAAUAAUUUAAUUGUCUUUAAAAUUUUAUUUUUCUCGACUCGAAUUUACUUACUUGCAAACCCGGUUUCUGGAGGUUUAUUUGAACGUAUCCUGAAAAAUGUUUUUAACAUGAUUUGUUUUUGAUUUCCUUCUACUCUUUUUAUUGUCAGUUGCCCAAAUAGGUAUAGUAUGGUCUCACCACAACUUGUCUCCACGGGCAACUUUCCUUCUGAAGCUUUCAAAAGAGCAAUAAUUGCCUUAUAAGAGUUAUCAUGUUCUAGAUUUCUCAUUUUCGCCACUGUUCUUCGCCUUAAUCACUUCUACUUGUUUUUAGAUGCUUUAAUUUAAUAAUAUUUUUAUCAAAGCUUCGGGAAUAAACUUUUUGAGAACUCAAUAGCUAACGCAAAAUGAUAUGGAAAUGAAAGGGACGACCCAAAAGAACGACCGUUUCACGGACAAUGAAUAACACGAAUCGUCCAUACAAAGAUUCCGACGUCCCUCAUUUAUCGUUUAAGAUGAGUGAAACCGGGCCAUUUGUUCACGCCUUUUCUCAGGCUGGUAUGCAAAGAUGAUCCCAAAUAGGUUUAUCGAGGCGAGGUUAUAAAAAGUUGAGGGACCUUAAAUCGGAAGAUUCUGAAAAUGAAAAAAUGAGAUAAAACUUAUCAAGGCUGAGGACAUUUCACUGAGAUUCAAAUUUUCUUGGUAGCCUUCGGAAAGUUUUUUCCCUAGAAAUUUUUGAGGCGUUUUCUUGUUAUAAACUAAUAGGAUUUUCAGAUUUUCAUAAGAAGUAAAAAUGACUUCGCGAUCAAUUUUUGAAGCACCAUAACUCCAAUAAUGAACGCAAGGUGCAAAUUUUCUCUGAAACGGAAAAUAAAUUCUCUUGAUGCAAAUUAACUUUUCUUGCGAGUUUCAUUUUUUGAAACGUUUCUUUUUUCAGAAAUUCGACUCCGAUGACGAAAAACUGCCUAAUUGUCUUAUCGGAGACGUUGAACGCUAAAUUGGAACGGCUGAGUUUUUACACAAAUUUUCCUUGAACAGUCUUCAAAGAUUCAAUUUCCAAUCAAUCAAAAGAUCUUCAGAUUCGGAAAAAACCAAUGGAGAGUGAUUAAGACAUAUUGAUACCACACAAAACUGUUGUGUUGUACAGUAACUUCUAUUUUUUGCUAUCAAACUAUCGAGAAAACUUCUUCAAUUGAUUGAUGAAGAUGUUCAUUUGUUGAAUUUUUGGUGAUAGACUAAAUCGAAUAAAACCAAAAAAUUUCAAUGUGGAGUACUGUGAUUUUCGUUGAUGUUUUCAAAAAUUGCCCAAACAAUAAAGAUUAUUAAGAAUAACAGAAUUUCAUUCUUGGAACUUGGAUGCUAAAAGUUUUUUCGUGAACGUUGAACAAGCUAGCUAAAAUGCUUUGAAAAUUGCAGUUUGAAAGUUACAACGGAGCAUUGUUUGCAAAAAUAAUCGGAGAUCUCAAAAACGUAUAUCUCGCUUUAAUACGAACUACAUCAUUUUUCGAAGUUUCCAUAGAAUGUGAGAAAAAUGUCUCCGGCUGAUAUCUAUGAAAGACCAUCGAGCGCCACUUUCUUUCAAAGCGAAAAACUGUCUGAUGAGACGAUACGUAUCGUUUGUCAAACGUGAUUCAACAAUGUCACUAUGACUUUUCCCCCUAAUUUCUCACUCAAGACCGUCAUUUCGCUGUCUUUAUGAAAACGCCUUCGGAGAGUUAAGAAAAAGAAUAUUCUUCAACGGAUUAAAGGCAAUUUGAGCAGUGUUUUUGAAUUCAAAUAAAGUAGCUUCUCUACGUGAAAACCUUCAUUGUGGAUGACGUACACGAAAAUGUCUGUCUUCAAGGAAUCAAAUUUCAUAAACUUUCUAUCUAAUUUCUGCAACCUGAAAACUUUUUCAACGGGAAAGUUUUGAAGUAUAUAUCUUUUUUGGAAAAAGUUUUUGAAACUCGGCCUUCCAUUUUUUUUUUUUUGAGCAGAAUUAUGACCCAAAACGGCCUCAGAGACAUGUUAACCGUGCGAGCCAAAAAAAAUGCAUAAUUUUGAGAUCAAAGGAGCCGGUUGGAGAACAUGGGAAAGCAGUUCUCUUUUACGGAUGGGAAAAACUUUUUUGAGAAGGGCCGCCAACAAAUAUGAGACCAUUUUCAAAUGGAAUGAAUUUCAGCAGGGAAAACGCUCAUGGAAAGAAGUUGUAUUAAAACUUGGAAAAAAGCUUUUCCUCAUUCAUGAAAAGUUCCGAUGAGUACAGGAAAAUCCCUUAGAUCGUCACUUUUCUCUGAAGAGUUUCUUAAUGUUUCAAAUAGUGAGCGAUUUUUAAAAUUCCGAGUUCCGAGUAAAAAAAUCUUCAAGAGCAUUUGAAAUAUCAAAGAACUCUGAAUAUCAUUGUUUUUUAAGUUUUUAUGAAACAGCGUUUUCUUCUUGUUUUUCGUUUUGAAAUUCACGAUAACUGCGUGAUUUUGGCCAAACGCCAAGACCAAAAAUCUUGACCGGACACAGGCCUAUUUAUAAGAGGCGCCGAAAAACGUCGCCGGAAUACUGUUGUGACAGGGCGGCGGUUUGUCGCGGUGUCGAGACGCGCAGUUUGAUGGACGCAGAAUGGAUGAGGUCCUUGCCGACGGCUGACGUUUUGCGGCGUUGUGCCGCAGGCGCCACCCGGACGCUGGAUCCAUCAUUCUCACGUCGACGCUGAUUAGCACUACAUAUUGUUACCGACGUGCACACACACGCCUCCCGCUCCCAGCCUAACCAGCAACUCCUCUCGGACACAACAGUCACCAACAUGUCGCUGCUCGCCGCCGUGCUUGUAUUCAGCCUUCUACACUCCGUUUUUGCUGCUCCUCCCAUCGAUGUUUCCACUCAACCUGUGUUGGGAUCUAUUCAAGGUUGUUAAUCGACAGAUAACAUCAUAAAUCUAUAAAAAUUUCCAGUAAUAUUGAUGGAGCACUUAUUUUUGUUAAAAGUAUUAAUAAGGCGUUAAAAUAAAAUCCUAAAAAAACCGUGUCAAAAAGCCGCCGUUGGCAAUUUAUAAGUUCAAACUGAUAUUCCGAAAAAAAUUGUCUAUAGCGUGUACCUUAUACCCGCUGAAAAUGUUUUUCGCAAUCUUGAAGUCUUUAAAAAAAGUAUUUUUUUCAAAUUUCAAUUCAAAAAAACAUCAUUAUUCAAACUUGAAGGCCCGGAGAUUCCUAAAAGGAAUACUUUAAAGUGUCCAUUCACCAAGUUGAGGGAAAUGAAGAUAAAAUAGAUUCUCAACGGAAAAAUCCAAUCGAAUCAUUGAACAUGCGUGUUUCAGGUUCACCAGUUGUUGCAGUUGUUCAUGGCCUCUCAGAUGUGCUGAAAGACGACAUCCAGUCGAAAGACACAGAGGAUGAUCCGCUGCAGAAGUUUGGAAGAACUGUUGAAUGA
Messenger RNA from Caenorhabditis auriculariae, 11998 nucleotides. NCBI's taxonomy places the organism in Eukaryota, Metazoa, Nematoda, Chromadorea, Rhabditida, Rhabditidae. The record is from the annotation of a GenBank genome assembly.